AUGGAUCUGCUAUGCUCCUCGGAGCUGACCUCACGGGUUGUGCGUUGUGUAUUACACAAGGCAAAGGGGGUGACUGAUGAUUUGAUGCUUGCAAGAUGUGCAAUGGUGUCAAGGAUGAUGACUCGUAGUGAAGUGAUCCUGGCCGUGGUAAUUUUCCUGGCGAUCCUGCCAAUCCUACGGAGAAAUGCGUGUGCGUGUUGCGGGUAUGCCGCUUUAGGAGUUUAG
This is a messenger RNA of Bipolaris maydis ATCC 48331, 225 nucleotides long. Lineage: Eukaryota; Fungi; Ascomycota; Dothideomycetes; Pleosporales; Pleosporaceae. The record is from RefSeq and is a predicted model, not a curated record.